AUGACGAAGCCGUGGGAACAGUACCGUGAGAUCAUCAUAGCGGAGUAUCGGGACAACAGGAAGCCACUCCAUGAGGUCAAGAAGCUCAUGGAGCAGCAGUACCGGUUCAAGGCGUCUACCCGGGCCUAUCGAUCGCGGUUCGACAAAUGGGGCAUCCAGAAGUAUUCUCGUCGCAGGCGUGGGAAUUCCAUGGGUGAGGACGGGGAAGGAGACGACACCCGAUAUCUUUCGCCUAAUCAAAGCCCAGAACUCGAAGACAACAGAUACCAAGCAAGCUCACCAGCCAUGACCCCAGGCGACCUGUACCACCCAGGAUCCAGCGCGACGACACAGUCGAACGAGUACAGAGACCCUUUCAUCAAGCCAGAACCCACAGUCCAGUACAGCCAAUACAGCAUGAUACCCAUCCAUCCGAGUGCCGAGGCAAAUACCCACCUGUCACCCAUCUCAUACAAUACAUAUGCGCAUCACCAGGCCAUUGGUUACCCAUCUGACCAGAUGUCCACCUAUCAUCACCGAGCCGGGAAUGCUCUAGUCUCGGCCCAAACCUCGCCAAAUCCCCAGAGCUACCAGGAGCCGUCUGCCGCCCACAUGACCUAUGGGUACUCAUUCGACUACUCCAGGCACUGA
Molecule: messenger RNA, 630 nt
Organism: Podospora anserina S mat+
Lineage: Eukaryota; Fungi; Ascomycota; Sordariomycetes; Sordariales; Podosporaceae
Exons: 3
Coding region: 1-630 (209 amino acids)
Source: RefSeq, a predicted model, not a curated record